CGCAACAUUACCAGAACGCGGUGUUUGGUGAAUAACCCCGAGGGGUGGCACGUAGGUUAAUAAUCAUUUACUUCCUUUUCUGCUUCCAGUUUUCCUUUUCAAUACUUAAAUGACGAAGUGGGAAUAAGAAGUGCCAAUUGGAAGUCAUAUUCCCGGCCUGCUGUGGGUGCUUAGCGUGGGAUUCGCUGCGCCAGUUUGGGCAGGGCUGUGCGUCAAGAUGGAGGCCGGGUGUCGGCUGCGGGAGUUCUGGACAGGACUGGUGCCGGCCUUUCCGGAUCCGGCCGCUCUGAUGGACGUGGCCGACCCAGACGAGAGGGCCCUCACCAUGCUCCUCAAGACGCUCUACGUCGUCUUCAAAGGGGUGCUGGAGGAGCGUCACCGGCUGAGCUGCGCCCCAAACGCGCCCUCCUCGCCCUCCCAGGUCCAGCCCAGCCAAGCGAGCGAAGCCCACUCCAGCCAGACCGUUACAGAGCUCGCCGACGUCACCUCCUCGCCGACGUCGCCAGCGUCGUCGCCGCUCUCCCCUCCGGCAGUUCUGGUACCCGAGACCGUGGACGCCUCGCCCCGGCGCACGUGGCAGCAGCCCGUGCCCGAGACAGCGCCGGCCGUGCUCUCCGGCGGCCGGCGCGGGGACUGGUCACGGGGCGCCGCGGACGAGACGUUCUUCGAGACGUCACCGGGGCGUCCGGGGGCCGAGUGGGUGGCCCGAGAGGCGACCGGUGGCGAGGCGGGCUGCCGCGGGCCGGAUAACUGCGCCCAACGUGUGCCGCAGAUAGGCCCGCCGCCGCUCUCCGCAGCCGGCGGUGGAGCGAGCAACCUAGCCACGCCGAAGAAAAGGAAGUACAUCAUCAUCAGUGCGAACGAUCCCUACCCGCCGCGAAGGUCGCGGAUAGCAGCGCCGGCUUCUCCGAGGAAGACGCCGGUGUCGACUCCACCCGCGUCUCCGGCACUGCUCGCGCCGCAGAAGAAACCGCGGCUCGACCCGAUGCGUGCGUCGACUUCAGCCGCCGUCGCCUCGAGCGCUGCGCAGCUCGUGCCACCUCUGGCAGGGGGAGCACUGUCGGCGGACUCCGCCGGGUCUGCACCCGUCCCGAAUGCUGAUCUGUCGCCUGCCGAGUCGCUGUUGAAGCUGGACGAGUUGAUGGACGAGCUGCACGAUCAGCCGGGGGCGCAGUGGAGCCAGGGAGAGGCCGAGGGCGAGCGCGGAGAGGGCGCGAACCAUAACCGGGACGGCCGGCUGCGUGCGGCGACGGCAGCCGCUGCGUUGAGACAAGGGGCCUCCUCGCCUCUUUCUCCAGGGGCGUCCUCGCCUUCCCCUCCGGGAGGCUCCUCGCCUCCUCCUCAGGGAGCCCCCUCGCCUAUUCCGGGAGCCUCCUCGCCUCCUGCUCCGGGAGUCUCCUCGCCUCCUCCUCAGGGAGCCUCCUCGCCUCUUCCGGGAGUCUCCUUGCCUCCUUUAACAGUGUCCUCGCCGCCCCCUCCGGGAGCCUCCUCGCCUCCUGCUCCGAGGGCCUCCUCGCCGCUACCGGCGGAAGGGGUAAGCUGUCAGCACGAGUCUGUCCGGAUGGCGGCACGUGGUGCCUCUUCCCAGCAGACCGGCGAGGCACUGAUACAGUCCCGGGGCGGCGCUGAGGUCCCGGCCCGGCCAGCUGAUCAGAAGUUACGUCAGUCGCAGGACGACACUGAGAUCACCAGCCCGGUGUUUGGUGACCAGCCGUCGGCCGGCCCGGCCUUCCGGUAUGACCAGGGCCCCGUCCGGCGCAAGGCCGACCGACAGAAGCUGCCCGGCUGGGCCUGCAACCUCUGCAAGGAGUGGUACGCGGACAGGGGGUUCUCCGAGUCCCAGCUGCGGGAGCACAUGAACCGGUGCAGCCGCCACCGACAACGGGAGCCGCCACCUCCGGACACGCCGCCAGGCUUCUGGGACCCACUAGCCUUCCCGUCCAUGGACACCACCCAGUUCGGCGUGGGCCUCCGCUCCCGGACACGCAGGAAGCUUUGA
Messenger RNA from Pollicipes pollicipes, 1999 nucleotides. Its product is annotated as mucin-1. The coding region runs from base 218 to 1999 and encodes 593 amino acids. The record is from RefSeq and is a predicted model, not a curated record. Gene Ontology annotation, biological process: DNA repair. Lineage: Eukaryota; Metazoa; Arthropoda; Thecostraca; Pollicipedomorpha; Pollicipedidae. The transcript is spliced from 8 exons.